UUCGGGGUGUUGUGAAUUCGUUUAGCCAAGGAAUCCUGAGUGGGAGUUGUCGGGAGCGAUUUGUUGUGCGUUUUGUCCGUCCAUUCGCACCGAUUACCAACCGAAGCCAUGCCCGGAAUAGAGAAGCUGCCGAUAGAGGAGACGCUGGAGGACAGCCCUCAGACGCGCUCUCUGCUGGGAGUGUUUGAGGAGGACACGACAGUGAUGUCCAACUACUGCACACAGCUCUAUGAGGCCAUGCAGAGGAUUUAUGACGCACAGAAUGAGCUCAGUGCUGCGACACACCUGACCUCCAGACUGCUGAAAGAGUACGACAAACAGCGUUUUCCUCUAGGGGGCGAUGACGAGGUGAUGAGCUCCACCCUGCAGCAGUUUGCAAAAGUCAUCGAUGAGUUGAGUUCCUGCCAUGCCGUCUUGUCCACCCAGCUUGCAGAUGCCAUGAUGUUUCCGAUCACUCAGUUUAAAGAGAGAGACCUGAAGGAGAUCCUCACUCUGAAAGAAGUCUUCCAAAUAUCCAGUGAUGACCACGACGUCGCCAUCAACCGAUACAGCCGCCUGUCCAAGAAGAGGGACAACGACAAGUUGCGGGCGGAGGCCGUGGAGGACGUUUACACCUCCCGCAAGAAACACCACCAGACCAUGAUGCACUACUUCUGCUCGCUGAACACGCUGCAGUACAAGAAGAAGACGGCUCUGCUGGAGCCGCUGCUGGGCUAUAUGCAGGCGCAGAUCAGUUUCUUUAAGCUGGGUUCAGAAAACCUCACCCAGCAGUGGGAGGACUUCCUGGGAACCAUGGGAACCAGUGUCCAGAACGUGCGUCGGGAGAUGGAAGAGGAGGUCGGGCAGAUGCAGGAGACCAUCCAGGACAUGGAGAGAUCAUGUGACCAACUGUACGCGCCGUGUGACCCUGACCCCGCCCACUCGCCGGUCUCCCGCAACCUGACCAGGAAACAGGGCUACCUGCACAUCCGCAGUAAGACGGGGCUGGUGUCCUCGUCCUGGGAGCGCCAGUACUUCUUCACGCAGGGCGGGAACCUGAUGCAGCAGGGCCGCGGCGAGGUGGCGGGCGGCCUGGUCACCGACCUGGACAACAGCUCCGUCAUGGCGGUGGACUGCGACGACCGGCGCUUCUGCUUCCAGGUCACGUCCUUCGACGGCAAGAAAGUGGUGACGCUGCAGUCGGAGAGCAGGAAGGACUGCGAGGAGUGGAUCGCCACCAUCAACAACAUCUCCAAAAGGAUCUACCUGAGUGAGAACGCAGAGGAGCUCGCAGCCCGAGUGAACCAAUCCGCUCUCGAGGCCGUGACGCCGUCGCCGUCCUUCCAGCAGAGACACGAGAGCAUGAGGCCCAGCAGUAAAGGGCGUGCGGGCCGAGCGAGCAGCAUCAGCUCUGUGGGCUCCGAGCCGUCGCCGGCUCUGUCUGUGCUCUCAUUGGAUGCCCUGGUUGCCCCGGACACGCCCAUCCAGUUUGACAUCAUAUCGCCCGUCAGCGAGGAGAACUCCGGACAGAGCAAGACGGCCCAGUCCGGCAGAAGGAGUAAUCCAUUUGGAGAGUCGGGAGACAGCACAUCAGAAGACAGUGAAGACUCGAUCCUCCACCAGCUCUUCAUCGUUCGCUUCCUGGGCUCCAUGGAGGUGAGGACCGCCGAGUCCACAGACGUCAUCCCUGAGACCAUGAGGCAGAUCCUGGCAGCCAGAGCCAUCCACAACAUCUUCAGGAUGACCGAGUCGCACCUGCUGGUCACCUGCGACUGCCUCAAACUCAUUGAUCCUCAAACACAAGUCACUCGACUCCGGUUCCCCCUCACCUGUGUGUCUCAGUGUUCGUCCCACCAGGACAACCGGAGGCUGUUCGGUUUCGUCCUGCAGCCGGCGGGCGGGCAGGGCGACGCCCGGGCCGUCUGCUACAUCUUUGAGUCCAACAACGACGGAGAGAAGAUCUGCGACAGCGUCGGCCUGGCCAAGCAGAUCGCCUUCCACUCCAAGAUGGACCGUAAGGCCGUGGAGAAGAGGAAGGAGCACGACAAGGCUAAAGAGAAACAGCAGGAGGAACUGAGCAAACAGAAGCAGAUCGAGAAGGAUCUGGAGGAGCAGAGCCGCCUGAUCGCCGCCUCGAGUCGCCCCGGCAACCAACCCGCCGCCGACGGACAGGUGCUGGUGCUUAGCAACAGCCAUUCGGAGGACAGCGAUGCGGGCGAGGAGGGGAAGAAGAGGGGGGAGUCUGAGGCCUGACGGCCCGGCGAGUCCCAGCUGGUCCCUGCUCAGGAAUCAGAGGAGGCCCGGGCUGAAAAACAUGCGCUCCCUCUCCGGCUGGACUCUGUGAGCGGAGGAUAAACUAAACGCACCCUCGCUAUAUGAGGAGGAGGGCAGUGUGGAAACGUCACAGACUUUCCUGGGGAAAACAAAAAAAAAAGCUGCUUUUUAUACCGUCCCUCCAGAAGAGGACCGAGGUAUAGUUUUAAUCUGCAAGUUUGUGUUUUGUUUUUAAUGUUUUGUUUUAUAGAAAGAGCUUACGGGCAACGAGGGAGGAGAGCAGCGAGUGCUGAAUAAAGAACAUCUGACGGAGACAAAGCCACAUUCAGAAGGCACCAACAGAGGAAGAGGGAGUCUAAUUUUGAAAAGUACUUCCUGAUGUUUCUUAUCAUUUAAAAAAAAAAAACAACAAGCCUCCUGGAUGCAUCAUCGGAUCUUUAUCAUCUUUCCCUCAGUCUUUAUUCUGUAAAACGAUGAGAUCGGUCGUCAUGACUACAUCAGAGUUAUGUCAUUCUUUUUCUGUGGUCUCUGCCGGCUGAUUAUUACGGUUCAUUGACGUUUACCUAAGCGGAUGAAUUACAUCUGGAUGAUAUGCAGGUUACAAAUGGGCUGAAUUCGGUUUAAAUAUAUAAAUGUGUGUGUAUAUCUUUUUAGGAUGUGUUGGUAAUACUCUUCAAACCAAAUGAUCAAAUACUUCGUAUGAAAGUAUUAAUGGAAAAAAAUGAUAUAAACACAGAAAUGACCUCGCGUACAAAACAAAAGUCAACUUCUGAAAUCCCCCCCCCCCAGCGUUUCUUUGUUGCAGAUUUGUUGGGGAAAUUAUCGGACAUUUGUUCUCCGUCCGGCGUCUCAUGCCAUUUGUAUGCAAAGUGUGUUUGUGUGUGUUUGUCUGUCUGUGUUUGUGCGUGUGUGUGUGUGUGUGUGUGUUAUAUCAGGAAGGAAAAUCCAGAAUAAAAAGAUCUGAUUUUGAAGGUUCCACAAAUCUGCAACUUCUCCCUCCUACAAAAUAAAUAGCUGCAUGCAAGUAGUGCUCAUUAAUAAUGAUAAUAAUAGCUAUAAUCAUAUUUUAUAUCCUAUACUUUCUUAGUCCAUUACGAUAAACAAAAGCACAAAUCGGAUCAAUGAUCUCUUCACUUUGGCCUUGUUGACUCUUUAUUUUUGAAAACUUUUCUGAUUAUUUGACAUUAAUUCACUUUAAUAAUGAAUUUUGAUCAUCUGAUCCUCAUCUGCCUCAGUUCCUCAGUUCACAGCUUUUUCCAUUAAUCUGACUUUUAUACAUAGGAGAAGAGGUCAGGAUGUUAAAGGUCAGAGGUCACAGCCCCCUGUGGGGAUGUUUCUUAAAGCAUACAUCAACGGUUAAUAAUGAAUUUGUAUUUUAGGGAGAAGUGGAGCUACAAUUUACUGACGCAGUGAUAAUUGUUUGUCAUAAGUGGAAAUAAAAAAAAUCUUUUCUGUGAUAAAUAAAAGCACUAACUCCA
This is a messenger RNA of Pungitius pungitius (ninespine stickleback), 3731 nucleotides long. RefSeq names its product adaptor protein, phosphotyrosine interaction, PH domain and leucine zipper containing 1 (gene appl1). Gene Ontology annotation, biological process: signaling. The record is from RefSeq and is a predicted model, not a curated record. The transcript has 22 exons. Gene Ontology annotation, molecular function: protein binding. Bases 109 to 2232 code for a protein of 707 amino acids. NCBI's taxonomy places the organism in Eukaryota, Metazoa, Chordata, Actinopteri, Perciformes, Gasterosteidae. Gene Ontology annotation, cellular component: endosome membrane; cytoplasm.